UACAUAGUGUCCAGUCAUGUAAAAUUCCAGAAGAGAGGAACAGCUUGUUAGCUUGGAGACUAAGGAGUCUGGAGAUCACGUAUCUAUGAUUUACAUCAACUACAAGAACAGCUGCCAGAAUUGGAUAGCAGAUUGUUGCCAAGAGGUAUAAUAUUUCUCUUAGCAGACAAAUGGCUGCUGACCAUUUGCAAGACUUUGCAGAGCAAGGGUCCUAUGUGCGGCCUUUAUCUUUUGGCCUGUGCAUGGAGCACCAGCACGCUCCAUUCAGAGACGCUCUAAGCCUCCACUUUGAACAAACGUACUUAGAGCCGGUCUACAGCCACAGAUACAGUGGGUGCUUCUCCUACUUGCACUUCCCCACACACGUGAGCAUGUACGACUGCUCCUUUGAACCUGCAUUCAUCCGUAAACGCAACGAGCGUGAAAGGCAGAGGGUCCGCUGUGUGAACGAGGGCUAUGCACGGCUCAGAGAGCACCUGCCUCAAGAGUUUGAGGAUAAAAGACUGAGUAAGGUGGAGACAUUACGGGCAGCCAUCAGCUACAUCAAACAUCUGCAGAAUCUCCUGGAGCUCCGGCUGCCAGAUGCCAUGAUGGAGCUGUCACCUGGGAGCACAAGAGGGAGUGAAGCUAUGAGGCAGCUCACGGAGUGUAACAGUGAUGGAGAGUCUAAACACAGCCUGAGUGACAAUGGGGAACCAUGCUACUGAACAGACUCCAUCAUGCAGUGAGCACAAACAGCAGCAUGGUCCAUAUGAAACCUAUAAUGAUGGACUAUUCUUUUGUUACAGCACACAAAUCUGUGGAGAAGGAUCGCACUUAUAAUAUAUUUUCCUGAUAAUGUUAUGCAGUUACUGUGGAUUGUAUCAAACAUGAAAAUAGCAUUUUUAAAUAUUUUGUUCUUUUUUAACAUGCACUGUUUAACUGUUGUUGCAUUAGUGCCAUGUAAGUAAAUCUGGGGAAGAAAUUGGGGAAGUAAAUAAAAUAAACAGGACCGAUAUACAUUUUG
Molecule: messenger RNA, 1006 nt
Organism: Hemibagrus wyckioides
Lineage: Eukaryota; Metazoa; Chordata; Actinopteri; Siluriformes; Bagridae
Product: achaete-scute homolog 4
Exons: 2
Coding region: 171-707 (178 amino acids)
Biological process (GO): regulation of transcription by RNA polymerase II; developmental process
Molecular function (GO): RNA polymerase II transcription regulatory region sequence-specific DNA binding; protein dimerization activity; DNA-binding transcription factor activity, RNA polymerase II-specific
Source: RefSeq, a predicted model, not a curated record